Cygnus olor (mute swan) is the source of this 1363-nucleotide messenger RNA. RefSeq names its product mitochondrial ribosomal protein S7 (gene MRPS7). Bases 83 to 784 code for a protein of 233 amino acids. Lineage: Eukaryota; Metazoa; Chordata; Aves; Anseriformes; Anatidae. The record is from RefSeq and is a predicted model, not a curated record. The transcript has 5 exons. Gene Ontology annotation, molecular function: rRNA binding; structural constituent of ribosome; mRNA binding. Gene Ontology annotation, cellular component: ribosome. Gene Ontology annotation, biological process: translation; ribosomal small subunit assembly.
CUUUCCCGCAGGCGCGGCGGGGCCGUUCCCCCCGCCUCAAGCCCAGCUCCGCCCCGCCGCCGGGUCCUGAGCUCGGCGUAAGAUGGCGGCGCCCAGCGCGGCGGGGCUGGGCCGGCGGCUGCGGGCCUGGUUGCCCCGGCUGACACAAGUGAGAUGGAGUCGCUACAACCCCAGCUUCUUAGAGCCAGAAGUGAACAAGGAAUUGUAUCGGAAGCCUUGGGAUGAGUUGUCUGAGGAAGAAAAGGAAAAACAAGAGCUUAGGGCUCUUCAACCCAUAAAAGCAGCUCCUCCCAAUGUGUCCUGCUCUGUGUUCAGUGACCCUACGAUCAGCAAAUUCACCAAUAUGAUGAUGAAGAAUGGAAAUAAAGUGCUGGCCAGAAGCCUCAUGGCUCAGACUCUAGAGGCCAUUAAGAGGAAGCAGCUGGAGAAGUACCACAAAGCUCCAGAAGAUGAGAAGGAGAAAAUUGAAUGCAACCCUUAUGUCAUUUUCCACCAGGCUCUGAAAAACUGCCAGCCCAUCAUUGGACUUAGCAACAUCACGAAAGGUGGCAAAACCUACCAGGUCCCAGCCCCCCUGAAGGACAAUCGGAAACGCUUCCUGGCCAUGAAGUGGUUAAUCACUGAGUGCAGGGAGAACAAGCACCGGCGCAUGCUGAUGCCUGAGAAGCUCUCCCAGGAGCUGCUCCUAGCCUUCAACAACGAAGGGCCCAUCAUCAAGAAGAAGCAUGUGCUGCACAAGAUGGCAGAGGCCAACCGGGCUUACGCCCACUUCCGCUGGUGGUAGGGACUCUGUGGUGGGGACGUGUGUGCUGCACGGCACUGCCACCACCCCAGCAGCCUGGGGAACAGAGUCCCAGAGCUGCCUGCCUGAGAGAAGCUGGGGAGAAGAGGGAAGGGUGGAAGCUCCCUUCUGACAGCUUCGGAGCUCAACCAGGGGAAGCCUCUCCAAUCCCCCCAAGGUUCGUUUCCUUUGUGCUCAUUUGGAUGGGGGAAUGGGGAAUUGAAAAUAGUUACUGACCCCUGCAUGGACAUUCUAGUUUUUUAAUCGUUUUCCUGUGAAGACAAGCCCUGAAUGCUUUUGUUAGAGCAACACUGUACAGAAUAAUCUCUCUAUUCCACUUACCUGUUUCCUGGGGACUUUUAAGUCUCUGCUCCUGUGAUCAGUAACAUUUUUCUCUUUCUAGCGCUAUAGCUAGGGAAGAGCAGAUCUGGAUUUUUUUUUUCCAUACCAUAGCCAGCCUAAGCAUGAUUGGUACAAAAGGCAAUAAAAUGUUCCUUUUGGUUCUGGUCAUCAACAACAUUCUCUGCCCAGAUCUGUUGGGGGAUGUGAACAGGAAAAAUAAAGCUGGUCCUUUAUAGGAAA